Messenger RNA from Erinaceus europaeus (western European hedgehog), 2052 nucleotides. It is a transcript of the gene SLC2A8, whose product is annotated as solute carrier family 2 member 8. Lineage: Eukaryota; Metazoa; Chordata; Mammalia; Eulipotyphla; Erinaceidae. The record is from RefSeq and is a predicted model, not a curated record. The transcript is spliced from 10 exons. Gene Ontology annotation, molecular function: transmembrane transporter activity. Gene Ontology annotation, cellular component: membrane. Bases 608 to 1915 code for a protein of 435 amino acids. Gene Ontology annotation, biological process: transmembrane transport.
UCAAGGGGCAGAGUGGGCUGAGCAGAAGGGUCAUCCGCCUCCAAUCUGGGUCGCGGAGCAGCAGAUGAAAUGGAGCAGUAUAGGCAGACCCUACCAGAUGGGCAACUAAGCCAUCUGGGAGUAGGGCGGGGUAGACCGGGUCACCGCCCACGUGCUCCGACUUCUCAAAAGCCUAGUCCUAUUGGUUGAAGCUUGACGGAGACUAACCCCGCUUUCUGUUUUCAUUGGCCGGUUCAGUUUAAGGCUGCUUCCUAACCCCGCCUCCAGCUCGCACCGCGUUUCUAUUGGGUGGUUGUGCUCCAGAUACAAACUCCGGAUACAAACUCCGCCCCACUCAUGCAUUGGCUAGGUCGGUCCUAGGGGCGGUUCCCGUGGGGUGCAUCAAUCGGCUCUUUUCUUCCAUUGGUCGGAUCUGAUUUUCUGGGCGGUUCCUAAGGCAGACGCUGACCCGCCUUGUGUUCCCAUUGGCUGCCCCACGACGCAUCGCCCCUAGGUCCUAGGACCGCCCAUUGGCGGGUUCUGCGGUGAAAGGCCGGUGCCUGCGGCACUCGCGGGAGCCGUGGCAGUUCUGGUGUCAGAGCGGACCUCGAAAGCGUUGGCCGCGGACAUGACGCCUGACGACCCGGAGGAGACCCAGCCGCUGCUGGGGCCGCCCAGAGACAGCUACCCCCGUAGCCGCCGCGGCUUCCUCGCCGCCUUCGCCGCGGCCCUGGGCCCGCUCAGCUUCGGCUACGCGCUGGGCUACAGCUCCCCUGCCAUCCCGAGCCUGCGUCGCGCCGCGCCCCCGGCCCCGCACCUGGACGACACUGCCGCCUCCUGGUUCGGGGCCGUCGUGACCCUGGGCGCCGCCGCCGGGGGCGUGCUGGGCGGCUGGCUGCUGGACCGCGCGGGUCGCAAGCUCAGCCUCCUGCUCUGCACCUUGCCCUUCGUGGCUGGCUUCGCCGUCAUCACCGCCGCCAAGGACGUGUGGACGCUGCUCGGGGGUCGCCUGUUCACCGGCCUGGCCUGCGGCAUUGCCUCGCUGGUGGCCCCGGUCUAUAUCUCUGAAAUCGCCUACCCUUCAGUCAGGGGGCUGCUUGGCUCCUGUGUGCAGCUGAUGGUGGUCACAGGCAUCCUUCUAGCCUACCUGGCAGGCUGGGUCCUUGAGUGGCGCUGGCUGGCAGUGCUGGGCUGCGUGCCCCCCACCUUCAUGCUGCUGCUCAUGUGCUACAUGCCGGAGACCCCACGCUUCCUGCUGACUCAGCACAAGCACGAGGAGGCCAUGGCCGCCCUACAUUUCCUGUGGGGUAUUGAGCAAGACCUGGAAGAGCCCCCCAUGGAGACUGAGCACCAGGGCUUCCACCUGACACAGCUGAGGCAGCCUGGCAUCUACAAGCCCUUCAUCAUUGGCAUCUCCCUGAUGGCCUUUCAGCAGCUCUCGGGCAUCAAUGCAGUCAUGUUCUAUGCAGAAACCAUCUUUGAGGAGGCCAAGUUCAAGGACAGCAGUCUGGCUUCAGUGGUGGUGGGCCUCAUCCAGGUGGUGUUCACGGCAGUAGCAGCCCUCAUCAUGGACAGAGCUGGGCGGAGGUUGCUCCUGGCCUUCUCAGGAGUGAUCAUGGUAUUGAGCACCAGUGCCUUUGGCACCUACUUCAAGCUGGCCCAGGGGGCCCCUGGCAACUCCUCGAAUGUGAGCCUCUUGGCAUCUGUCUCCAUGGAACCCUCUGAUGCCAGCAUGGGGCUGGCCUGGUUGGCAGUGGGCAGCAUGUGCCUCUUCAUUGCAGGCUUUGCUGUGGGCUGGGGACCCAUUCCCUGGCUCCUCAUGUCUGAGAUCUUCCCUCAGCAUGUCAAAGGCGUGGCCACCGGUGUCUGUGUCCUCACUAACUGGCUCAUGGCCUUUCUGGUGACAAAAGAGUUCAGCAGCCUCAUGAUGGUGUAAUGGAUGGAGUGUUAAGAUUCUCAAGCAUGAGGUCCUGAGUUCAGUACCUGACAUUGAAUGUUCCAGAGUGAAACCCUAGAGGCAGAAAAAAAAAAUACAAGGACCUGGGUUCGAGCCCCCCCGUCCCCAGCAGCAGG